AUGGCGAAGAAGUCGGUCAACCAGGAACCGGCCCCCUCAACCACCGCCGUCACUGCUGAAGGAUUCGAGUUCGUCGAGACCCCAGCUGCCUCGUGCGUGAGCCCGAAUGCUGAGCCCUGCGGCGUCCGGACGACAGAGUAUCCCGCGAUCAAAAAUGCGCCUUUACCAGCCGACGCUGCUGGCUCAGACUCGUUCUCCAACACUCUGCUCAUCUCCCUGCUGGUGCUGAUACCUGCAUACCUUGCCCGCCAGGUCUCCGGUGGACUAUGGACAACCCUGUUCCUCGCCAUUUUCACCACCAUCCCGAUCCUGAUGGCCUACUGGACCGUUGCGUCUACCAUCUCUCCACGAAAGAAUGAAAAGGCCAAGUAUCCCGGCCGCCCUGUCGAGUACUACCUGAACUUCCUGAGCGAGCAUGACCGUGCCAAGUACCAUGGCAAGUCCAAGAUUCCCAUGGAGACCUUCCAUGAGAUGUAUUUUGACGGACAGGUGGACUUCAAGGGUGAUGCGCUGGAGAUGCUGGAGUACAGACAUGACUGGGCCCAGUUCAAGUUCACCUGGAGCUUGUACAAGUAUUUCUUGACUGGAAUGAUGCCUGAGGUUAUCAUGCAUACCCGAAGCCAGGAUGAGGAGCAAGUUCGUGGACACUAUGACCGUGGUGAUGAUUUCUACGGCUGGUUCUUGGGUCCACGCAUGAUCUACACCUCUGGCAUAAUCAGCAACAUCAAUGAGGAAGAGACCCUCGAGCAGCUGCAGGACAACAAGCUCGCUGUCGUCUGUGAGAAGAUCGGCCUUAAACCCGGAGACACCAUGCUCGACCUUGGCUGCGGCUGGGGCACUCUCGCCAAGUACGCUUCCGUCCACUACGGCGCCCAUGUCACUGGUAUUACUCUGGGCCGCAACCAGACUGCCUGGGGCAACAACGGCCUUCGCAAGGCUGGCAUUGAAGAGUCUCAAUCCCGCAUUCUGUGCAUGGACUACCGUGACGCUCCCAGCGUGCCCGGCGGAUACAAGAAGAUCACCUGUCUUGAGAUGGCCGAGCACGUCGGUGUCCGCCACUUCUCUACUUUCCUGCGACAGGUGUACGACAUGCUUGACGAUGACGGUGUUUUCUUCCUCCAGAUUGCUGGCCUACGUAAGUCCUGGCAAUACGAGGAUCUAAUUUGGGGUCUGUUCAUGAACAAGUACAUUUUCCCCGGUGCUGACGCAAGCACACCACUUGGCUUCGUCACCGAGCGCCUUGAGGGAGCUGGCUUCGAGAUCAAGGGCAUUGACACCGUUGGCGUACACUACUCUGCCACCCUCUGGAGAUGGUACAGGAACUGGAUGGCCAACAGGGAGAAGGUCGAGGCCAAGUACGGCAAGCGAUGGUUCCGCCGUAUAGCUAACGUUAAACAGAUCUGGGAAUACUUCCUUGCCUACUCUACCAUCACUUCCCGUCAAGGAGGUGCUACCUGCUGGCAAAUCACCAUGGUCAAGAACAUCAACUCUACUCACCGCAUUGAGGGUGUUCCGACCCAGUUCGGCCUUGCUGGCGCCCGCGAGGCCAGCAUCCAGAAUGUUGGUGGUGGAAAGCUGCUGACCGCCGUCGUCGAGAAGGAGUAA
Molecule: messenger RNA, 1605 nt
Organism: Trichophyton verrucosum HKI 0517
Lineage: Eukaryota; Fungi; Ascomycota; Eurotiomycetes; Onygenales; Arthrodermataceae
Exons: 4
Coding region: 1-1605 (534 amino acids)
Biological process (GO): cellular response to biotic stimulus
Source: RefSeq, a predicted model, not a curated record